Molecule: messenger RNA, 5072 nt
Organism: Rattus norvegicus (Norway rat)
Lineage: Eukaryota; Metazoa; Chordata; Mammalia; Rodentia; Muridae
Source: RefSeq, a predicted model, not a curated record
ACGGCAGGAAAUGACCCGUACUGUUUCGUGGAGUUCCAUGAGCAUCGCCACGCAGCUGCAGCCCUGGCUGCUAUGAAUGGGCGGAAGAUAAUGGGAAGUGAAAGUGAAUUGGGCAACAACCCCUAGCAGUCAAAAGAAAGAUACAAGCAGUAGUACCGUUGUCAGCACACAGCGUUCACAAGAUCAUUUCCAUGUGUUUGUUGGUGACCUCAGUCCAGAAAUCACAACUGAAGACAUCAAAGCAGCUUUUGCACCAUUUGGAAGAAUUUCGUAAGUAACAAAAAUAAAUAUAACACUUAAUUAGCAGUGCUUUUUCUAAUGUAAUAAUAACUAUAACUUUGUUAUGACCGUGAACCUUAAUUCUAAUACUUUAAAUAUAGCAUAUUCCAUUGUUCAAAGAUCAUCCAAGAGUCUGAAAGCAAGUGUAGCCCACUAAUGAGCGAUGGUCUUCAGUGACCCUGCAGUGGUCAGUCAGACCGCUGUCAUACACAUUGCAGCCUCCUAGAGGCUGGGCUGUGGUUGAAGGACUUAUCUAGGCACUUGCUUGGAUGAUUCCAUGCAUUUUAUGGUAAUUUAGCAGCACAAAAUCUGAACAGUUUUGGUUGAAAAAACAGAUGUUAAAUACCACUUCCUUGGCAUUUAAUCCCUCUUCCCUUUUAAAAACUUAACGAUAGUGUUUUGGACCAUUUUGUGAAAUACUCUCUUUGUUAAAUUUGAUAGUAGCCGUUUGUUUUAGGCCUUUGUCAGGAUUUAUUCAGGGUAGCAUUUAUCAUAGAAGAACUUUAAAGGUCUGAAAAGCCUGCCCUAAGAAUAACCAGCAAUUUCAGUUCUUACUCAGAAUCAGUUGCCGAGUUUAGGGAAAGUUUUGUAGGGUUCCUAAUUCCUUUGUUAUUGUGUCACUAGAACAAAAAUAAAGAAGAAUUCUAGCUAUAGCUGGUUUGAACAAAGCAGCACAGAAAGGUGAGGAGAUUGAAGUGUAGAGACCUAUAGGGCUGUGGUGAGUUUUCAAUUGAGAGUUGUAGUUGGCUGGUGAGAGAGUCGCCUUGAGGGUAGGACAGCUUACCAGUGGACUCUUCUGUUACAUGACAGUUUUCUUUGUGAGAACUGGUUAAGGAAAUAGUGAGGCUUUAAUUUCUCAAUUGUUUUUUAUAAUCUGUGUUAGGAUUUCAGUAGUGGUUGGUUGCUUUCCAGUGUCUAGACUAGGCAGGUCUGACUAACUUUGCCUCUCAAGCUGUGAGAGUUCCGCUCUGAAGAAUCUUGUGUGUUUUCAGUUUGGUAUGGAGAAUCUUGGUCAGUUUCCCCCUGUCCUCAGAGCAGUCACAGGAAGAUAGAAGACUUAAGAGUUCUUUUCUGAUCUGUGCUGUUGCUUUCUAUGCGAGUCAUUUUAGAAGGAAGUAAGCAUCAACGAUAAUACUUCAGGGCUGACACUUCUUUUUUUUUUUUUUUUUGGUUCUUUUUUUCGGAGCUGGGGACCGAACCCAGGGCCUUGCGCUUCCUAGGUAAGCGCUCUACCACUGAGCUAAAUCCCCAGCCCCCAGGGCUGACACUUCUGAGGCAUUAAAAAGAAAACAACUUUUCUAAUAUUGUGAACAAAUAAAGUAGCUAUUUUGGUGGAUUUUUAGGUUUUAUUGAAUUAACCUUUUCUAAUGAGAAUUUUAGUUUAAGAUUUAGGUAAAGAUUGUUUAAUAAUUAUUGAAGGGCUAAUAAUGUGGUUCAGCAGAUAAAGGUGUUGCUACCAAACCUGAUGACCUGAGUUCAACCCCCAAACUGCAUGGGUAGGAGAGAAUUGACUCCUGAAAAUUGUCCUCUGACCUACGCGCGCGCGCACACACACACACACACACACACACACACAAUGUUUGAAAAAAAAAUCCAGAGGUGGUAGCACACAUCUUUAAUCCCAUAAUUUUGGUGGUUCUCUUGAGUUUGAGGCCAGCCUACAUACAGCCUAUACAGAAUGAGUUCCAGGGUAGCCAGGGCUCCACAGAAGAAAUCCUGUUUCAAAAAAAUUAAAAAAAAAAAUAAAAUAAAAGAAUAUAAUUCCUUAGCAAUACUUUUAGAAAGAGCCUCCAUCAGUAAGAUUAGAACAACAGAUCUUCAGAAAGUUCACAGGGGUGGAAGCUCACGCCUUUAAUGCCAAGAGGUAAAAAGAAAUAGGUGAAGUUAAAUGACAUUCAGACUGAGCAAUUUCAUGACUUUUUAGUUUUAAACUAGUCAUUUUGUUACUAUGACUACAUCACAUUGUUAGCCUAGGUUUUUUGGUUUUUUUUUUGUACAUAUAUGUGUUUGUGUUUUUAUGUAUGUGUGAAUGUAUGUGUUAGACAAGAGGUUGAUAUCAAGCAUUUUCAUCCAUUACUGCAUACCUAAUACAUUGAGGCAGAGUUUUGCACUAGAACCUAGGGCUUACCAGUUCUACUAGUCUAGCCAGCUUACCCUGAGUACAGCUGCCUUUGCUUCCCAAGCAUAUUGACAUUUAUGUGGGUGCUGGAGAGCUGAGCCUGGGUCCUUUGACUUUGCAUGAUAGCACGUUAUCUGCUGAGCCUUUCCCUAGCCCCAGCAUUUAGGUUUUCUUAUGGGUUCACAAUUGUUAGUGUAUUAAUUUUUUUCUUGAUAAGGCCUUUUCGUUGAGUUAAUCUAUGUUAGCUUAUACAGGCAGUUAGAUUUCCUAAAUUUAACAGAACUAUUUGGCAAUUGGUAGCACAUAACAUGUUUCUACUUUUGUUUGUGUGGUUGUUUCUCGUCUUAAGGAGACAGGCUGAUAGCAAUGUUGAAGGGUUUCUACAAUAGAUAUCUUUAUAGGUAGUUUACACUAUGCUUGAUUUAUAGAAGGUAUAGGGUAAAUGGUGGUUUAUUAAAUAUUUAAUAUGAAAAUAAAAAUAUUUUCCCUAAUCGAUAUAGCGUAAACCCUUUCUGUUGCUUGAGUUUAGGGUCAUAUAGCAAAUUUUGAUAUAGAAAUAAAUCAACUACCAAAUUAAAUGCAUGUGUGCCAUGUAUGUAAAAGUUACUGAGAAGUGACUUAUAGCUUUACCUAAUCAUCAGAAUCUUUUAUUACACUUAAUAAAUCACUUCUAAACUGAUCUAAAAUGUGCUUGUGUAUACUUACAAUUACAUUGCAUGGCUCUCUGACUUGGGUUCUUGUUGUAAACAUGCCUGUUUUGUUCAUGUGUCUUGGGAAAACAAGCAUUGUGACAUAUACUAGGCUAAUUUAAAGUAGAUUGCCUGUGAAACACAAUUUGAGUCCAGUUUUUUUGACGUAUGGAGUUUGAGCUAUCGUGGCUGGGUUUUUACUCAAUCUCAAAUAAUAGGGCUCUGGUUAUUUUGCAGAGUGUCUCUGAAGAAUGGACAGAAUUGCCCUGGCUAACUCCAAGCUACGGUUCACAGUGGAUAAAUGUUGGCGUGCUUUUUUACUUUCUGACUUUUUAAAACUUUGUUUCAUAUCUUAUAGUUUCCAAUCAAUCUUAAUAUGAAUGCUAUUAUGAAAUUCAGUAUAAAAUUUUUCUUACAUAGUUUAAAAGUAAAAUGUGUUUGUGUAUCCUUCAAUGAUUUAGCAUUUCUAAAAAUGUCAAAUUCUCAAAACUUACCCUAGCCCAGAAUGGGGGUAUAUAUUCAUCUGAGAAAAUGAAGUAAUUAGCUUAGGGAAUAUACAGCUUUUUAAUGCUUUAGUUUUCAGUUUUAUAUUUUAAUUUUUUGAAUGAUUAUAUAGCAUAUGGUGCCAAAUAGCAAAUGAUAACCUGCAUGGUUAAAGAAAGCCAAAGUACCUAAGACCUCUGUAGUUACUAAGUGCUUCAUAGGAAAUCUGCUUUCACCAUGCUUAAUCUAUAGACGUUCAUAAGACAGUUUAAAAUGGAAAACUCGUUAGAAUAUAGAUUUAUAUUUAAGACAUUGAUCUGCAUGUCUAUAAAAUUAACCCUCAUUAGCCAAUAAAUACGUUUAAUAGAAUAAAAGGUGAAUUUUUAUUAACGGUUUACUGUUAGUGAAGGUGAAAUAUAAAAAUGAAUUGUAUUUAUGCCCAGAGGACAGUUUACAAAACUCAGUUUCUGGUGGCUUCUAUUUCAGAGAUGCCCGUGUGGUAAAAGACAUGGCUACCGGGAAGUCUAAGGGAUAUGGCUUUGUCUCCUUUUUCAACAAAUGGGAUGCAGAAAAUGCCAUUCAGCAGAUGGGUGGCCAGUGGCUUGGUGGAAGACAAAUCAGAACUAACUGGGCAACCCGAAAGCCUCCAGCUCCAAAGAGUACAUAUGAGUCAAACACCAAACAGCUGUCAUACGAUGAGGUUGUGAGUCAGUCUAGUCCCGGCAACUGUACCGUGUACUGUGGAGGAGUGACGUCAGGACUGACAGAACAACUAAUGCGUCAGACUUUUUCUCCAUUUGGACAAAUAAUGGAAAUCCGAGUCUUUCCAGAUAAAGGGUACUCAUUCAUUCGGUUCAGUUCCCAUGAAAGUGCGGCACAUGCAAUUGUUUCUGUUAACGGUACUACCAUUGAAGGGCAUGUGGUGAAAUGUUACUGGGGCAAAGAGACUCUUGACAUGAUAAACCCCGUGCAGCAGCAAAAUCAAAUUGGAUAUCCACCAGCAUAUGGCCAGUGGGGCCAGUGGUAUGGAAAUGCACAACAGAUUGGCCAGUAUGUACCUAAUGGUUGGCAAGUACCUGCCUAUGGAAUGUAUGGCCAGCCAUGGAGCCAGCAGGGAUUCAAGGCACCAGGCUUUGGUUCUCAGCACCCACAUGAUGUCUCACAGCCAUCUGAAACUCCAGGAGAUCCAACAACCUUUUCUGCCCUCACCAGGCACCAGGCAUGCAGUGCACAUACUUACAUACAUGCAGGCAAACUCAAAACACAUAAAAAUAAAUCAUAAAUAAAAACAGUAAAAAUAAACCCUUAAGAAAUAUUCUUUUGGGCUGGAGUGAUUAAGAGCACUGACUGCUCUUCCAGAGGUCCUGAGUUCAAUUCCCAGCAACCACAUGGUGGCCCACCACCUUCUGUAAUGGGAUCCGAUGCCCUCUUCUGGUGAGUCUGAAGACAGCUACAGUGUACUCACAUACAUAAAAUAAAGAAACCUAAACAAAAGAAAGAAA